This is a messenger RNA of Lolium rigidum, 979 nucleotides long. RefSeq lists its product as uncharacterized. Bases 16 to 645 code for a protein of 209 amino acids. The record is from RefSeq and is a predicted model, not a curated record. Gene Ontology annotation, molecular function: protein-disulfide reductase activity. Lineage: Eukaryota; Viridiplantae; Streptophyta; Magnoliopsida; Poales; Poaceae. The transcript is spliced from 8 exons.
GGCAUCGAUCGAUCGAUGGCGAGCUCGCUGGCCCGCCUGGGAGCGGCGCUGCCCCGCGCGCGCCCGCUCGCCGCAGCGGCGCGGAUCCCGCCCCGGGGAGGCCGAUGGGAUUCCGCCGCCUCCCGCCCCGCUUCGCUAUACGCUUGGAGAUGCCAGGUUCACUCGGACGUGAAGGCGUCCCCUGCAGCGGAGCCGAAAGAUGGGGGAAAUUCGUCCCAGAACUGGAGGAUCAAGAUGCUCUACGAUGGUGAAUGCCCGCUCUGUAUGCGUGAGGUAAACAUGCUGAGGGAAAGGAACAAAUCCUAUGGAACUAUAAAUUUUGUUGACAUCAGCUCGAAAGAUUACUCCCCGGAGGACAACCAGGGUCUCGAUUAUGAAACUGCCAUGGGGAGGAUACAUGCCAUUGUUUCAGAUGGAACUAUCGUCACAGAUGUUGAGGCAUUUAGACGGCUUUACGAGGAAGUGGGACUUGGAUGGGUUUAUGCAGUUACUAAGUAUGAACCUGUGGCUACCAUAGCAAAUGCAGUAUAUGGUGUAUGGGCCAAAUACCGCAUGGAAGUUACAGGUCGUCCUCCACUGGAGGAAGUUUUUGCAGCACGGAGACAAGCGGGCGAAUGUAAAGAUGAUAAAUCAUGCAAGAUGUGAGCAGCAAAUCGCCCAUCUUGUCCACUCUACAUAUUCUUACUUCAGCAUAUGUUUAGAUAGGGACACAUACAUAAGUAGCUAGUCUUACGUCCAAAUGAUUCCGAGAUUGAUGGUAUGAUGCUGUUCUGUGUUUGAGGGUAGUGGGUAGUAAAUAAUUCCAUGGUCUCUACACUGAUUCUAUUGGAAAGACAAACAACUUUAAGCAACUUUAGUUGUGUCCAGGAUGUGUUUGGUUCUGCAGUGAGCUUGUUGGUUCCUGCAUACCCUUCCAUGGUGAUCUUGUCCAUGUCUGACCGUCUAUAUUGGAAAGUAAAGUUUGUAUAUUUGAUAAAUA